Molecule: messenger RNA, 5561 nt
Organism: Calidris pugnax (ruff)
Lineage: Eukaryota; Metazoa; Chordata; Aves; Charadriiformes; Scolopacidae
Gene: NFASC
Product: neurofascin
Exons: 39
Coding region: 308-5428 (1706 amino acids)
Biological process (GO): brain development; cell-cell adhesion
Molecular function (GO): cell-cell adhesion mediator activity
Source: RefSeq, a predicted model, not a curated record
GGGUCUGGGGCAGCAGCUUGGUGAUUUCUGGGCUCACCCCUGGCUGGUUGGGUCCUCUCCAGGGCUGGGGGCUGCUUGGCAGAGCCAUGGGGCUCGCAGCUCUGUGAGGGCUUAGUGCAUCCUCCCCGGCACACAGAGACACGGUGUGGUUGGGAUAGAGGAGAUGGAGAACUUUAACCUGAGCUCUGGAGGGGAAAACCUGUAUCUUAAAUGGGAAAGGCAAAGCUGAGGAUCCGCCUGUGCCUGCUGCUGCUCUGCUCGCCCCGGGGGACGCAACCCAGGUCCUAAGGCUGCCCAGGCCUCCAAAAUGGUCAUGCAAAGACACCACCUCACCUGCGCAGGAAUAGCACUGGCCCUCUGCCUUCAUCACCUCGUCAGCGCCAUCGAAGUCCCUCUGGAUUCAAAUAUUCAGAGUGAAUUGCCUCAGCCCCCCACAAUCACCAAGCAGUCUGUGAAGGACUACAUCGUUGACCCAAGAGAUAAUAUCUUCAUUGAAUGUGAAGCCAAAGGGAACCCCGUUCCCAUUUUUUCCUGGACACGGAACGGGAAGUUCUUCAACGUGGCGAAGGACCCCAAGGUGUCCAUGCGGCGGCGGUCAGGGACAUUGGUCAUCGACUUCCACAGUGGAGGGCGGCCGGAGGACUAUGAGGGGGAGUACCAGUGCUUUGCCCGGAAUGACUACGGCACUGCCCUCUCCAGCAAAAUCCACCUCCAGGUCUCCAAGUCUCCCCUGUGGCCCAAGGAGAAGGUGGAUGUGAUAGAGGUGGAUGAAGGUGCUCCGCUCAGCCUGCAGUGCAACCCGCCGCCGGGCCUGCCUUCUCCUGUCAUCUUCUGGAUGAGCAGCUCCAUGGAGCCCAUCCACCAGGACAAGCGGGUGUCCCAGGGCCAGAAUGGUGACCUGUACUUCUCCAACGUCAUGCUGCAGGACGCCCAGACCGACUACAGCUGCAAUGCUCGCUUCCACUUCACCCACACCAUUCAGCAGAAAAACCCCUACACCCUCAAGGUGAAAACCACCCGAGGGAUUACGGAAACAACUCCCAGCUUCAUGUAUCCCUACGGGACCUCGAGCAGUCAGAUGGUGCUGAGGGGGGUGGACCUCUUGCUGGAGUGCAUUGCUUCAGGAGUACCAGCACCAGACAUCAUGUGGUACAAGAAAGGAGGCGAUCUCCCAGUAGGCAAAACCAAGCUGGAAAACUUUAACAAGGCUCUUCGUAUCUCCAAUGUCUCCGAGGAAGACUCUGGGGAGUAUUUCUGCUUGGCGUCCAACAAGAUGGGCAGCAUCCGCCACACGAUCUUGGUGAGAGUGAAGGCUGCUCCAUACUGGCUGGACGAACCCCAAAACCUCAUCCUGGCCCCCGGGGAGGACGGCAGGCUGGUGUGUCGAGCCAAUGGGAACCCCAAGCCUGCCAUCCAGUGGCUGGUGAAUGGCGAACCUAUAGAAGCGUCUCCCCCCAACCCGAGCCGAGAGGUGGCUGGAGACACCAUCGUCUUUCGAGACACGCAGAUCGGCAGCAGCGCUGUGUACCAGUGCAACGCCUCCAACGAGCACGGCUACCUUCUGGCCAACGCCUUCGUCAGCGUCCUGGACGUGCCUCCACGGAUACUGGCCCCCCGCAAUCAGCUCAUCAGGGUGAUUCAAAACAACAGGACCCGACUGGACUGCCCCUUCUUCGGCUCCCCAAUCCCCACCCUGAGAUGGUUUAAGAACGGCCAGGGGAACACACUGGAUGGAGGAAACUACAAGGCACAUGAGAACGGGAGCUUGGAGAUGACCAUGGCUCGGAAGGAGGACCAGGGCAUCUACACUUGUGUGGCUACCAACAUCCUGGGUAAAGCAGAGGCCCAGGUUCGCCUGGAGGUCAAAGACCCAACGAGGAUCGUGAGAGGACCAGAAGAUCAGGUGGUGAAGAGGGGCUCCAUGCCUCGCCUCCACUGCCGCGUGAAGCACGACCCCACGCUGAAACUCACGGUCACCUGGCUGAAAGACGAGGCACCCCUGUACAUGGGAAACAGGAUGAAGAAAGAAGAUGAUGGUCUGACAAUCUAUGGCGUGGCUGAGAGGGACCAAGGGGAUUACACCUGCGUAGCCAGCACGGAGCUGGACAAGGACUCGGCUAAGGCCUACCUCACCGUGCUAGCUGUCCCCGCUAACCGUUUGAGAGACUUACCUAAAGCACCAGACAUCAUGUGGUACAAGAAAGGAGGCGAUCUCCCAGUAGGCAAAACCAAGCUGGAAAACUUUAACAAGGCUCUUCGUAUCUCCAAUGUCUCCGAGGAAGACUCUGGGGAGUAUUUCUGCUUGGCGUCCAACAAGAUGGGCAGCAUCCGCCACACGAUCUUGGUGAGAGUGAAGGCUGCUCCAUACUGGCUGGACGAACCCCAAAACCUCAUCCUGGCCCCCGGGGAGGACGGCAGGCUGGUGUGUCGAGCCAAUGGGAACCCCAAGCCUGCCAUCCAGUGGCUGGUGAACGGUGAACCUAUAGAAGCGUCUCCCCCCAACCCGAGCCGAGAGGUGGCUGGAGACACCAUCGUCUUUCGAGACACGCAGAUCGGCAGCAGCGCUGUGUACCAGUGCAACGCCUCCAACGAGCACGGCUACCUUCUGGCCAACGCCUUCGUCAGCGUCCUGGACGUGCCUCCACGGAUACUGGCCCCCCGCAAUCAGCUCAUCAGGGUGAUUCAAAACAACAGGACCCGACUGGACUGCCCCUUCUUCGGCUCCCCAAUCCCCACCCUGAGAUGGUUUAAGAACGGCCAGGGGAACACACUGGAUGGAGGAAACUACAAGGCACAUGAGAACGGGAGCUUGGAGAUGACCAUGGCUCGGAAGGAGGACCAGGGCAUCUACACUUGUGUGGCUACCAACAUCCUGGGUAAAGCAGAGGCCCAGGUUCGCCUGGAGGUCAAAGACCCAACGAGGAUCGUGAGAGGACCAGAAGAUCAGGUGGUGAAGAGGGGCUCCAUGCCUCGCCUCCACUGCCGCGUGAAGCACGACCCCACGCUGAAACUCACGGUCACCUGGCUGAAAGACGAGGCACCCCUGUACAUGGGAAACAGGAUGAAGAAAGAAGAUGAUGGUCUGACAAUCUAUGGCGUGGCUGAGAGGGACCAAGGGGAUUACACCUGCGUAGCCAGCACGGAGCUGGACAAGGACUCGGCUAAGGCCUACCUCACCGUGCUAGCUGUCCCCGCUAACCGUUUGAGAGACUUACCUAAAGAACGACCCGACCGGCCCCGUGACUUGGAGCUGACAGACCUGGCCGAGAGGAGCGUGCGGCUGACGUGGAUCCCUGGUGAUGACAACAACAGCCCCAUCACAGACUACAUCGUCCAGUUUGAGGAGGACCGGUUCCAACCUGGCAUGUGGCACAACCACUCCAGGUACCCCGGGAGCGUCAACUCGGCCAUCCUGAGCCUCUCUCCUUACGUCAACUACCAGUUUCGGGUGAUCGCGGUGAACGACGUGGGCAGCAGCCUGCCCAGCGUACCCUCUGAACGGUACCAGACCAACGGGGCACGUCCUGAAAUUAACCCAACAGGAGUUCAAGGUGCAGGGACUCAAAAAAACAACAUGGAGAUAACCUGGACGCCUCUGAAUGCAACUCAAGCUUAUGGGCCCAACCUCAGGUACAUUGUGAGAUGGAGGCGGAGGGACCCCCGAGGGAGCUGGUACAACGAGACAGUGAAGGCACCGAGGCACGUGGUCUGGAACACCCCCAUCUACGUACCCUACGAGAUCAAAGUGCAGGCGGAGAAUGACUUCGGUAGAGCGCCGGAGCCUGACACCUACAUCGGCUAUUCGGGGGAAGAUUAUCCCAAGGCUGCACCUACGGAUGUUAGGAUAAGAGUUUUAAACAGCACUGCCAUUGCUCUGACCUGGACCCGGGUGCACCUGGACACCAUCCAGGGACAGCUCAAGGAGUACAGAGCCUAUUUCUGGAGAGACAGUAGUUUGCUGAAGAACCUGUGGGUCUCCAAAAAACGGCAGUAUGUGAGUUUUCCUGGAGACCGAAACCGGGGCAUAGUGUCCCGGCUGUUUCCUUACAGCAACUACAAGCUUGAGAUGGUUGUAACCAACGGGCGAGGAGAUGGGCCACGCAGUGAAGUUAAGGAGUUCCCCACACCAGAAGGAGUGCCCAGCUCCCCUAGGUAUUUAAGAAUCCGACAGCCCAAUCUGGAAACCAUCAAUCUGGAGUGGGAUCACCCAGAGCAUCCCAACGGAGUCCUCACGGGAUACAACCUUAGAUAUCAAGCCUUUAACGGAACCAAAACGGGCCGAACCCUGGUAGAGAACUUCUCUCCCAAUCAGACAAGGUUCACCCUGCAGAGGACAGACCCCAUCUCGCGCUAUCGCUUCUUCCUGCGUGCACGGACCCAGGUGGGAGAAGGAGAAGCCAUAGUGGAGGAGUCACCAGCUUUGCUGAACGAAGCCACGCCAACCCCAGGUACCGUACCAGCCGGAGGAGCUGCAACUGGGCUGCCUCCAACUACAGUGGGUCUAACCAGUACUACAACCUCCCCAACUACCACCACCGACACCACAACUACCGACACAACUACCACUACUACCACCGACACAACUACCACAACUACCACCGACACAACUACCACAACCACCACCACCACCACAGCUGCCACCACUCUACCUGCCACCACCAUCGCAAGUGCUACAGCAGCUACAGAGAGGGCUCCGGCAGCCACCACAAAGCAGGAGUUGGCCACCAAUGGAUCCUUCAUAUGGGACAUAAGAGCUAUGGCUAAUAGUAACUGGGCAAACAUCACCUGGAGCCACAAUUACUCUGCAGGAACUGACUUUGUGGUUAAGUAUAUCACCAGUAACAAGACAGAGAAAUCUAUCCCUGUUAAAGCUCAGACCCCUUCCUCUGUGCAGCUGGCGGAUCUGACGCCGGGGAUGAUGUACAAGCUGUGGGUGUUCCCCAUAUGGUCUAGCCCCAGCGAACACUCGUACAUAACCUUUACCACCAGCUCAGCUUAUACCAAGAACCACGUGGACAUCGCGACGCAGGGCUGGUUCAUCGGGCUGAUGUGUGCCAUAGCUCUCCUGGUCCUCAUCCUGCUGAUAGUCUGCUUCAUUAAGAGGAGCAGAGGCGGGAAAUAUCCAGUGCGAGACAAUAAAGACGAGCACCUCAAUCCUGAAGACAAGAACGUAGAAGAUGGCUCGUUCGACUACAGCGAUGAAGACAACAAACCCCUGCCCAACAGCCAGACCUCCUUGGACGGCACGAUAAAGCAGCAGGAGAGCGACGACAGCUUGGUGGACUAUGGAGAGGGGGGAGAAGGGCAGUUUAACGAGGACGGCUCCUUUAUCGGCCAGUACACGGUGAAGAAGGACAAAGAGGAGACCGAAGGCAACGAGAGCUCGGAAGCCACCUCCCCAGUCAAUGCUAUCUACUCCCUGGCAUAGCAAGAUGCCCUGGAACCACCAACGGCCCGAGGGGUUUGUAGUGGAUGGGGGUUAGACAACAGCCGCCGCCGCCACUACCUCCAACAGGAACAUGUGAAUGAAACCAACCAACGGUGACAAAAACAAAAAAUAA